Messenger RNA from Pecten maximus, 5051 nucleotides. RefSeq names its product reticulon-1-A-like. The transcript has 9 exons. The record is from RefSeq and is a predicted model, not a curated record. NCBI's taxonomy places the organism in Eukaryota, Metazoa, Mollusca, Bivalvia, Pectinida, Pectinidae. The coding region runs from base 131 to 1195 and encodes 354 amino acids.
AUUCGGCGCAUGACCAUUACGUCAGGUCCAACUUCUUUCGGAUCCAGGUCUGGUUGCAUGCAACAGUGUCGUGCGGCUUCAAAUUGUUUGUGAUAAUAAUUUAAAAAGCACACUUGACGUUACUCUAAUAAUGGCGGAUUUAUUGGGAGAUUAUCAACCAAACCAGGAGCACGUUUUUAGCGACCUCCAUAACGACGACUUUGAGAAGGUGGAUAAAAUCCCAGAGCAAGACGAGGCGAUAACCACUACGUCGUUUACCGGUGAGGCAGCCGAGGAGGAUCGCUAUGAAUCUGGUACAUCCGAGGCGAAUGCCUCUAAUCCUCUCGUAAACUUUGAUGAUGGUGACCUGACACCUCAAGAUUCCCAAACUAGAGAACCUUUAAUUAAUUUUGGUUCUCAGUCGGGCCCUCCCGAACCAACUGCACCCCCUGCACCAACAACUGAUUUUACAAGUGGGAUGGGGGAAACCAAUCGUGGCUUUGAGUACGAACUAGAAGCAGAUACUUCACCUUUCAUACAACCCGAACCAAAAGUAACAUCAGAACCUGUGUCUGUCUCCAAACCACCGGCAGACACAUGGCUGAAGAAUGUCGACCCAAGAGGACAAGCCAAAUUACCAGAAUCUGAUCGACUAGAGAUGAAGCAGCUGUUGAACCUUGUGUACUGGCGUGAUGUGAAGACGACGGGGGUAGUGUUUGGCUCCAUGAUGUUCAUCCUUCUGUCGCUGUCCUGUUUCUCAGUAUUGAGCGUUCUCGCCUAUCUAUCUCUGGCUGUUAUCACCGUCACGCUCAGCUUCCGUAUCUACAAGAAUGUCCUCCAGGCUGUCCAGAAAUCUGGAGACCCACACCCAUUCAGAGUCUACCUGGACAUGGACAUUGACGUGCCCGAGGAUAAGGCCCAGAUGGCUCUCAAAAACAUCACACGGCACGUGAACAACACUUCUCGGGAGCUGCGCCGUCUCUUCCUUAUUGAGGACUUAGUCGAUUCUCUCAAGUUUGGCCUGUUGCUGUGGGUGCUCACCUACAUCGGAGCCUGGUUCAACGGAAUGACACUGAUCAUCCUUGCUGUUGUGUCUGUGUUUACACUUCCGAAAUUUUAUGAGACUUACAAGGUUCAGAUUGAUAACUACUUCAAUAUGGUCUGCUGUCAAGUGGAUGGAGUCAUGAACAAGUGCAGACUAAAGUACCGUUCUUGAAGAAGAAAGAGAAAGCACAGUAGAAAGUACAGACCAACAGAUGUUUUGGUUCCAUAUAAAAGAUUUCCAUAAAUACAAUAUAUUUCAAGACUGAGAUUGUGUUGCACAAGGUCAAUACAGCAUAUGUUAUCCUGGGACAGAUAUAUGUUACUGCCAUGAGAUAGCCAUGACAUGACACCAGCAGGAAGACGAAGCACAUCUAGUGUGGAACAUACUUAUACUUAACCUUGCUUUUGUUGUAGACUUCAUGUGAAACGUACUUAAUGUAGGUAAAAAAGGUGCAGUAUCUUUCAAUAAUAUCCAUCAUGUUUAAGUGUCUGUAGAACAAUUAAAGAUACUGUCUAAAGAACAAUAAACCAGUGCUAUGGGGUUCACCUGUAGACUAUUCCACAUUAUGUGUGUUUGUUCACUAGAUACUCGUAUGAGAGAACCUGGUGUUGACUACGAGGUACAGGGUUGAUAUUGUGGUCUGCGAACACUUCACAUUUUGUACUUUUGAGUGACGUUUCUAGGCCACCAAGAAAAAAAUAUGAGCCAUGAUGCUUGGUAUGCACAUUUGAAAUGAAAUAAGAUGCUUCCUAGAGAAAUUUAGAACACAAAACACUGUUCUUUAGAAAAAUGAAAAAAAGAAGCAAAACAGUGAGGGAAUUGAACCUUGGAUGUACAAAGUAUUUCGUAAAUAAUUUCCUUACUGGUAAGAGUGAAAGUGUUAAUCAGAAUUGUGGUCUUUCCCCCCAUCUUUUUCCUCUUUAAUUUGCAUUUGAAAAUCAUCCUAAAUGUGAGGAGAUCCAGUAUGUAAAUAUCCCCAUCUCAUCGGCAUCGUUGGGUAACUUCAUUGUCACGAGCUUAUGUGAGUACUUGUUGGAGUUUUGUCUCGCAGCUGUCCAAACACGACAUGCAAGUGUUUUGCGAUGUUUUUGAUCUCUAAUGUACCCAAACUAAACAUCAUUGUGUAAGGGCUGUCUCUAGACGAUGUUGUUUUGGGUAUCUUGUGUGCUGGGCCAAAUUUGUACCAUAUCUAUUUAUUGUAAACAAGAUUUGUAAUUGUCAGCUGUCGAAUCAUUUGAUAAUUUAUAUCCCAGACACUUUUUACAAACAUUUUACAUUAAUUACAAGAAUUUAUUUAGAAACAGAUGAAGAUUUCAGAAUUAAUAUAUUUAUUUCAAAUGCAUAAAAAAAAAGAAUUAUUUAGCCUAGCACUCUGUCACCAAAGGGAGAUAAUCCAGGGUGUCCUUGGUCACAUGUUUUGAGAGAUAAUGUAAUUUCAAUAUAUGAACAGUUGAAAAUGAUUCUCCUGUCAUUUCUAGCACCACCCAACUGAGUUAGUAACAAAUCAGUUUUAUGUUCCAACAUCACAUUAACUGUCCAAACUCGUAUCCAAAGACACCUCAAGUAGUGUCCCAAAGGGACAUAAUCCAGUAUUGUAAAACCUAUGAUUACACAGUACAUUGUUUGGUAUUAUAUCUUGUGUCCCUUAGUGUCGUUUUGUGUACUUGUCUGGCUGGUCAUUACACAAACUUUUAUAUGUAUAUCUAUUAUGAGAAAUUCCAUUGUGUACAAAUUAAGAAUAUUGUGUUCAUAGUGACUAGUAAUUAUUUAACAUCAAUUAUUAUAUGUUAUUAGCUUAGUUAUGAACCUUUUCUUUUGAUAAAAUCAACCAAUUUAUCUAGACCUGUUUGAUGUUGGUACAUUGGGCGAAGGUAGUCGUUAAUGCUAUCUCUCUCGUUUACCAAAAAAAAAAUCAUGUUUUCAUACCCGUCAAUUCACAUGCAUCCUGCAUGACUGAAUCAAACACUGAAAUCAUGUAUCUUAUUCUUAGAUGUGUCCUGACAGGAAAUUUGAAUCUCGCAUAGAUAUUACUCUAACAGCAUGUUUAAUAAAAAAAAAACUUUAAUUUCCAACAACUUUAAGCAUGUAUUGUACACUGGGUCCAGGGUACUUGGGAGCCUUUUGGUUUGAUGUCUUGUCCAUCAACAAGUCUGUUUCCUUCUUCUGCUAUUUCUUGUAUUAAUCCUACUACUGAAAGUCUGAUCAGAUAUCAAUGAGAUUUCAUCUGAAACUUAAGUUUAGCCAAGAUAUUUCGUCUCGUAAUAAGUGAAAGCAGUUUAGUUUUGUUUCAGAUAACAAAAUAAACUGAUGAGCAAUGCAGGCCCUAUUGGCCUUUUGCUGAAUGUCAUUUUUGUCUGAUAGCAAAGAAUUCUUAUAUUAGUUAUGUGAGAUAUGCAGUUUGAUGUGCUCAAAAAGAAAACAUUGUAAUAUUCACGAGGUCUGGAUACUUCUAGAAUUAUUUUUGUAGUUUAAAGUUUCUUACUAGGAGCUGAUUUGAAAUUUUUAAAAAUCAGUCGACUUGAAAAUCUAUUUUGAUUCAACUUGUAUGAUCUUUCAAUACUGGAAUAGAAGCGAUCAGUGGUAAGGCUUUGACCAAUAGCAGUAUUGUUGUUUUCAGAAUGAUCAUCUAUUUAAUAUGUUUUUGCCAUUUAAUAAGGCCAUGAGACUCAUUUGAGUGUGAAGGCCCCUUUGGGCCUCUUGUUUUGUUUGUAUUUAUUUUGUUUGUUUUGAAAUCUGACCAUGAAAACUAAGGAGGAAACUCCAAUAUGUGGUUAAUUGUAUUUUUCUCUUUGUCUACAUAUAAAUGUUUGCUGUAGUGCGUACUGUAGGUAUUUUGUAUGUACAAUUUUAUUGUCAAGAUAUUGCAGUAUUGUAUUAAUAAGUAUACAAACUAUUUAUCACAUAAUAUAUUUGAAUAUCUCUUAUUUGAAUUUUUAGCUCACCUGGCUCAAAGAGCCAUUUGAGUUAAUGCUCUGGUGCAUCAUCAAGACUUUAUAUCAUUAAUUCUAUUAUGGUCAUGGGAUGAAUUCAAAAUUUAAAAACGACCUCUGUUCUCCGAUUGGCUGGGAAUUUUUUCUAAUGAAUUUUAAUUCCACAAUGAAGAAAUGAUGACCUGGAAGAAAUCUGAAAUGGCCAACACAAUCUGUGACUUAUAUCUUUUUAUUCAGAUAAAGACAGGUGACCAAUUCUGGCAUUUGUGGACCUCUUUAAUCACGUAAAAUUUAAUACAAUGUGCUAAAAAUUAAUAAAAAAAAUACCUCUUUUUUUUUUUAAGAAAAGAAUUUUUACACAAGUGGCCUUUUUGUAGGAUAUUUGUUAACUGUUUUGUCUGAACAUUAGAAAAAAACUGAUUUCUUUCCACUUCAAUUGAAAUGUUUGAAAGAAAUUAGUAAAAGGUAGGAAAACUGGAGAUAGAUGAAGAGUUUGUAGUUUGCUGUCAUACAAUAACUUAUUUAAUAUACACAAGCUGUAUAUUUGGGACAUAUUUUAUCAGGUAUUCUAGUAUACAACCACAUUUAGAAAUCCUCGAAAGAAUUCAGAAGUUAUUCGGAAUAUGUUCUCCAUUGCACAUACUUAAACAAAUUCAUAAGAUUUAGAAAAACCAUUACUGUUGUACAUCACACUGAAGAAAAAUUAUUAAAGCAUUUUGGUAGCUUCAAGGGAUAAUUUAAGAAUUUUGCCGACGUAGGUAUUUUGAUAAUGGAACAAAAAAACCUGAUAUGGCUGGUUAUAUUCCAAGUGCACUGAGUGUGUCCAACUUUAUUUUCCUAUUACUGGUUUAGUGUGUCGCACAUAUUUGACCAGAAGUGUGCCGUUUGCUACCAUUUCUAUGUGUUGCUUCUAUUGGCUAGUAUUACCCAAUCGUAUGAUGUUACCUAAUUCUGUACUCUAGUGUUUAUGCAAUAUUGUGAUACUUUGUUAACUCCUGUAAUGCCGAGCUUACCACUGUAAGCUUAAAUUUGUACAAGAUAAUUAUAGCUUGUGACUGGAGUCAAUACAGUUCAUCUUUAAUUAAAAGUGAAUGUUA